AUGCGGGAAACAUCAUCGAACAGAAUAAUAUUGAACGUAGGUGGCACGAAGGUUGAAACAUAUAGAUCAACAUUGACAGCACAUCCUACAACACUUUUGGGAAUACAGUUUAGGGAUACUCCAACGUUCGAACAAGUAGACAAGAAUGAAUAUUUCAUCGACCGCAAUUCUCGUGCGUUUCAUUAUAUCAUUGAAUAUUAUCGCACUGGAAAGAUGUUCUGGCGCACUGGUUGCUGUGGAGUAACAAAAGAAGAGAUGAUCGAAGAGUUGACUUACUUUCAGCUACCAAUUGACAUUUUAGAUAAUGAGAGCAAGAUAAAAUCUAAAUCCACAAAUUCACCUAUAAAACACGCGUCCAAUCGUAUACCAUCCCGUUCACCUUCAAACUCGCCCGCAAAUUUAUCCACUGAUCCACCUUUAACUCCACCUCACACACCGAAACAAGGCAAAAUACAAUUGGUAGGAGCAGGACCGGGUGAUCCUGAACUUUUGACCAGAUCAGCAUAUCGAGCGAUCAAAGAAGCGGACAUUAUCCUAUCUGACAGAUUGGUACCUGCUGAAGUGUUGGAACUGAUUCCUUCCCACAUCGAUGUAAUGAUUGCCAAUAAAACUUGCGGAAACGCCGAACCGGCACAGGAGGAAUUGUACAAGCUUGCUAUGCAGGCUUUGGAGGAAGGGAAAAACGUUGUUAGGCUUAAGCAAGGCGAUCCAUAUCUUUUUGGAAGGGGCGGAGAAGAAUAUAGAUUUUUCCAGUCUAAAGGCUAUGAUCCAAUUGUAAUUCCGGGAGUGUCGUCCUGUAUGGCUGCUCCGCUGUUGGCUAAAAUUCCGACUACAUUCCGUGGCAUUUCCUCCCAAUUCCUUGUCUGCACUGGAACUGGUCGUCGUAACACUCUUCCCGACAUUCCCAAGUUUCAUCCUAAUCGUACUUCCGUGUUUUUAAUGGCGAUUCAUCGAAUGCGUCAAUUGAGUCAGGAUCUCAUUGAUAUCGGGGAGUAUCCUCCAGAUACACCGUGUGCUAUGGUAGAAAGAGCGAGCUGUAAGGAUCAGAGAGUGAUCAAGGGAACUGUUGGGAAUAUUGCCGAAGUAAUGGAAAGAGUAGGAUGUUCUCCUCCUGGUACCCUCGUUGUUGGGAAAGUGUGUGACGUAUUGUACGAAGAUGGGAGAAGAUAUGAUGGAGUUGUGUAUGCUGAGGAUGUAUUGCAGAAGAAUGAGGACCGCGACUUUGAAGUAUCUUUAUGA
This is a messenger RNA of Paraglomus occultum, 1239 nucleotides long. Lineage: Eukaryota; Fungi; Glomeromycota; Glomeromycetes; Paraglomerales; Paraglomeraceae. The record is from the annotation of a GenBank genome assembly.